AUGGCGAGCCAAGAAUCCGACAUGAUUAACCUGCGGGCGCCUCUUGCGCGCGCUGCCACCGUUCUGGACCGGUCGCUCUUCUCCAAGAAGCUGGAGCUUGCCGCCGCUACGGUCAAGGACCCACGCAACAUCUCCAAGUAUCGCAAGCAGCUGGAGAAGUCCAAGGAGCUUCUGAGGCUCGAUCGCCUGGACUCUUGCAGGAACGAUCCCAAGGCCCCUGGCCUGAAGUGCCUCCUUCUGCGCCCGGGCAUCAAAGCCGAUGGUGUGUUCCGCCGACGACAUGGGGCCCCAUCUUUCAAGAGGGCGUCAAGACCGGCGAGCUGGACGUUGUACCCUACGACUUGGAACUCGACUAUGACUACUGGUCCUAUCGUAAGUAGGCCUGAGACGUUCCGGGAGAUGAGAGACAGAGCGCUGACCGUCGUCCAAGUUGACGUGAUGACAUCCAUUUUACCGGAGGAGCUCCACGUGGAGAUUCCCGUCGGCUUCAACACCGCCGGUCAUGUCGCGCAUCUCAACCUGAAGGACCCGUACCUCCCGUACAAGAAGAUCAUCGCCGAGGUCAUUCUGGACAAGAACCCCAAGAUCCGCACGGUGAUCAACAAGAUCGACGAUGUCGGCAACGAGUCCGUCUUCAGGACGUUCGCGUACGAGGUUCUCUGUGGGCCCGACGACCUGAAUGUCGAGGUCAAGGAGAACGACUGCGUCUUCCAAUUCGACUACGCCAAGGUGUACUGGAACAGCAAGCUGGAGCCGGAACACACGAGGCUCAUCAGCAAGUUCAAGCCCGGCGAGGUCGUUGCCGACGUCAUGGCAGGCAUCGGACCGUUCGCCGUCCCAGCUGGAAAGAAAGGGGUGUUUGUCUUCGCCAACGACAUGAACCCGGAGAGCUACAAGUAUCUCACCGCUGCGGUUGAGAGGAACAAGGUCUCACAAUACGUCCGCCCGUACAACAUGGACGGCCGCAAGUUCAUCCAAGAUGCCGUCCACCAGGUCUACGACGCCUCAAGUCGGGGAGAAGGCGCCGUGAUCAAGGCCAAGCAGUCCAGGAGCAAGCCUCAGAACCCGGUCCCUGAGCCGAAGCGCAUCCCGAUCCCGCCGACCAUCUCACACUUCGUCAUGAACCUACCCGCUUCAGCCUACACGUUCGUCAACCACUACAAAGGCAUCUACCGCGGGCACGAGAAGCUCUUUGAGCCGCACACGUCGACCAAACUCCCGAUGGUCCACGUGCACUGCUUCGCCCUCAAGAGCGACGACGAAGUGCCGCUGAACGACAUCCUCGAACGCCUCCACGCCGAGAUCGGCGUCCGGUUCAAGGUCGGAGACGCAGACAAGUACGGAGAGGUGGACAUCUACAACGUGCGGGACGUGGCCCCGAAGAAGCGCAUGUUCUGCGCCAGCUUCCGCAUCCCGCCCGAAGUCGCCUUUGCUGAGGGCAGCUGA
Messenger RNA from Colletotrichum higginsianum IMI 349063, 1446 nucleotides. RefSeq names its product tRNA (guanine(37)-N1)-methyltransferase. Bases 1 to 1446 code for a protein of 481 amino acids. Gene Ontology annotation, cellular component: cytoplasm; mitochondrial matrix. The record is from RefSeq and is a predicted model, not a curated record. The transcript is spliced from 5 exons. Lineage: Eukaryota; Fungi; Ascomycota; Sordariomycetes; Glomerellales; Glomerellaceae. Gene Ontology annotation, biological process: tRNA N1-guanine methylation; mitochondrial tRNA methylation.